AUGCCCACAGCUUCCAGCAGCAAAGCCAACCGAACGCGCAAGUCUUCCUCAAUCAACAGCCGCUCCUCGAUCGCGCCCCAGAAGACCGAGGUCAUCAUCAACGUCUACGACCUACUACCCGUACAGCUCCCAAGAAAGUCGCGCAUACCGGUAGAAGACAAUGGCUGACAUGGAUACCAGCCUGGUCGACUCUCUUCGAUCCUCUGGACCGUCGGCGGUAGCCUCCUACACUCCGGCGUCGUCGUCAAUGGCAAGGAAUACGCAUACGGCGGACACAACAGGCGCGGUCUCACGGGCGUGUACUGGACAAAGCCCAGGUUCGAGCCUCCUGGGGGCACCUUCCGAGCAGGUCUCCUCCAAGGAUUCUCCUUUCGAACGGAGCAAGAGAUCAACGAAACGAUAAAAGAAGUAAAUGCCAACCUACACUACUGAUAACGCGCGAACGAUGAAUGCUGAUACUGCUGCAACGUUGUCAAGGUAUCCGACGAAUUCCUCGGACCUUCGUAUCAUCUCCUCACCCACAACUGCAACCACUUCACCUCCGCCCUCUGCGAACGCCUAACCUCCAAACCGGCGCCGGCCUGGCUCAAUCGCGCUGCCAGUGUCGGCCUCGCACUACCCUGUAUGGUCCCCAGGGAAUGGAUAUCACCCCCAGACGCCGAGACAGCGGACGGUGAGCUACUAGAGGAAGAGGACGACGAUGAUGACGCAGACGAGAAUGUGGGCAUGCUGGAAUCCCAACGGCGACAAAAGAGAGCAGAAGAUCGAAGACGGCAACAUGACGAUGAUGUGGGAGAAGGAGCGAGCCAGCAAGCAAACAGUCUUGCAGGCGGCAAGCGGAUAAUGUCUACAGAUGAUACCCCUCCUCCGCGGUUGGUGAGUGUUAAAGAUAGUGGAGGACGAGAACUGCCAGUAGCAGAGCGGGCUCCUAUACCCAAUAAGAGAUGA
Molecule: messenger RNA, 948 nt
Organism: Lecanosticta acicola
Lineage: Eukaryota; Fungi; Ascomycota; Dothideomycetes; Mycosphaerellales; Mycosphaerellaceae
Source: the annotation of a GenBank genome assembly